AUGAGUCUCACCGCUAAGGACAAGGCCGUGGUCAGGGCCUUCUGGGCUAAGGUGUCCGGGAAGGCUGAGGACGUCGGAUGCGAUGCUCUUUCUAGAAUGCUGGUGGUGUACCCCCAGACCAAGACAUACUUCUCCCACUGGCCGGACCUGAGCCCCGGUUCUGCCCCGGUCAGGAAGCAUGGUAAGACUAUCAAGAUCGACGACCUCACGGCAGGUCUCCUCACCCUCAGCGAGCUGCACGCCUUCCAGAUUAAUUGUGGGGCAUCUUCAGACCAGACAUAUGGCACGUCUAGACUUGAUAUGAUGAAAUACGUCUAG
This is a messenger RNA of Oncorhynchus kisutch (coho salmon), 318 nucleotides long. RefSeq names its product hemoglobin subunit alpha-1-like. Gene Ontology annotation, molecular function: haptoglobin binding; peroxidase activity; oxygen binding. Gene Ontology annotation, biological process: hydrogen peroxide catabolic process; oxygen transport. Lineage: Eukaryota; Metazoa; Chordata; Actinopteri; Salmoniformes; Salmonidae. The record is from RefSeq and is a predicted model, not a curated record. The transcript is spliced from 3 exons. Gene Ontology annotation, cellular component: hemoglobin complex; blood microparticle; haptoglobin-hemoglobin complex. Bases 1 to 318 code for a protein of 105 amino acids.